ACUGAGUUGUUAAUUGGUUGAGUUGACGGCCGGCCCGGCCGUUUUGCUGUUAUUGAUUUGAGUACCGUUCAGUCGUUCAGAGUGUCAUUUUAACUUAUAAUUAUUGUUUAUAAUGACGAAACAAAGCAAAUGACAAACUAGUUUAUAAACAGUGUCCAAGUCUUCAGUUAUAACUGCGACGUCAAUCAGUUAAGUUCAUUCGAAAAGUUCAACAUGAAAUUUUUCAUUUUAAUACUUUUCUUGGGGGUAGCCUGGGCAAGUUCUAAGCAAGAAAUUAAUGAGGAAGUACAGCCAGAGCAGGUGCACUUGUCUUUUGGAGAUGCUACCAACGAGAUAGUGGUGACUUGGUCGACGCUAGCAGAGGCCAAGUCAGUGGUGCUGUACGGCAUCCACGAGACGAACAAGAGAGCCACAGGAAGCAGCUCCGUCUUCGUGGACGGCGGCAAGGAGAGGAGGAAGCAGUGGAUACACAGGGUUAAGCUGAAGAACCUCGCACAUAAUACCAAGUAUGUGUACAAGGCGGGUUCGGACGCCGGUUACUCGCAACAGUUCUCGUUCCGGACGCCGCCGGCCGGGGAGAACUGGCCGAUGCGCAUCGCCAUCUACGGGGACAUGGGCGUCAACAACUCCAUGGCUCUGCCAUACCUCAAACGCGACGUGGAAGCCGGCAUGUAUGAUUUCAUACUGCACGUGGGGGACUUCGCGUACGACAUGAACGAACAGGGGGGCAGGGUGGGGGACCAGUUCAUGAACAAGAUCGAGCCGCUCGCCGCCAACCUGCCGUACAUGACGUGCCCGGGAAAUCAUGAGAGCGCGUACAACUUCACGCACUACUCUCACCGUUUCACGAUGCCCGGCGAUCGAUCAUCGCUCUUCUACAGUUUUGAUGUCGGCCCGGUCCAUUUCGUGUCGAUAUCCACUGAAGUGUAUUACUUUACUCAGUAUGGGCUCAAGCUGAUCAGCGACCAGUACCAUUGGUUGAAAAAAGAUCUUGAGAAGGCUGCUAAGAUCGAAAACAGACAGAAACGCCCCUGGAUCGUGGUGUUCGGCCACCGGCCGAUGUACUGCAGCAAUUCUGAUGACUACGAUUGCAGCGUGGAGUACACGCGAGUUGGACUCUACGGCUUCUUUGGCUUGGAGCCGUUACUAAAGGAUUACGGCGUGGACAUAGCUCUGUGGGCCCAUGAGCACUCGUACGAGCGUACCUGGCCACUUUAUGAUCAGAGGAUGUAUAAUGGAACAACCCACCCUUACACCAAUCCCGGAGCGCCUGUGCACAUCGUGACAGGUUCGGCUGGCUGCAGGGAAGGACGUGACCGAUUCAAACAUGAUCCACCCAAGUGGUCAGCAUUCCGCUCCCAGGAUUAUGGCUACACCAAGUUCUUCACACCCAACAAGACUCACAUUUACAUCGAACAGGUGUCUGCGGACUUGGACGGCCAGGUGAUCGACUCCUUCUGGCUGAUCAAGACGAAGCUGCGAUUCAACCUCUGACCCGGGGAGAAGGUAACUCUGUGCAGCGGCGAGGUCCCGACCAUAUCCUCGGUGCUGGAGCGCGGGCGGCGGCCGCGGGACACCAUGGGGGAGCUCGUUGUAGUCAUCGGAGAUUAAAUCAUAGCAAAUCUACAAGUUCUGUGUCGUAACAAUAUUAGUGGCUGAUAAUUUCAUCGGUUUCCCUUCUCCAAGUGCCAAAAAUGGAUAUUACUAGCCCCGUGCCUGGUGACAUUAUAAGAGCUUCGCGGUAUUCCACAAAACUGUACGGGCUGAUUGACUGAAAACUAAAUUUCAGCACGCUGGGCGCGUGCGUGGGUAAUUGCGUGUAUAAAAAGUUAAGGUUGAACACAUUUACGGAGCAGACCCAACAUAUUACGACCCCAAGUCAUUUGAAAACUUUUAGAGGCAUUUAUCUUAGGUCCCUCUCGGAAAUAUAUUUAGAUACGCCAAUAGACGUAAUACUUGCCACCCUAUUGUUACGCCACCGGACACAUUACCGGGGGGAAACACAUCAGAAGAAAACACGCCAGGAGUGAUUUUCAACACACAUCAGAUGAAAAUCUUAAAAUUUUAUGACUAACUCAAGAUCCAUCAAGAACUUCAACAUAAGAAUUAAUCUAUCACAACCAUGAAGCCAAGAGAAAGCACGAAUAUUUCAGGCAAUAGUGAACGUUGAAAAAAAAACAUAUCUCUUACAUUAUGAGCUUAACAUAAGCAGGGAUUGUGGAAAUUAAUGCCAAAGGAUUGGACCAAGGUCUUUCGUAUCCAGAUGGAUAUGUUUUGAGAUGAAAACAUCAUGACAAGGAUACUAAUUAUAAUACUUUCUUGAUAGAUUGUAACCAUGUUUAAUCGAUAGUUGUAGUAUUUAUCAAUAAUAUUGUCAUAGUUAUCGCUGCGUGCUCGCAACCACUCACUCGACGUGCGCAAGAGAUGGCCGAGCUCAUUCUGUCAAGCGCGAAAAGUUCUUGUUAUGGUAGAUAGUGUUGUUAUCGGUAUUAGAGUGUCUAAGGGCAGAUCUCUCGAGUUUUUCUAUUCCAAUGUCCUCGUCGAAUUCUGUCACUUGAAAAUCUUAUUUCAAUAAAACUAAGGCUUGUCUUUUAUUUGAAUUUUGUACAUCGUCAGGAUAUAUUCUCAGUAAAAUCGGACACCAUAACAAAUUUUUUCGUGCUUGGGGGACUGAUACACGCCUAACGUGUCAUCACAUAACGCGUGACGCAGCAGUGUUCUAAGCAUCAUCUUAUUCACAACAUUGUCAUCCCACAAUUGAGCAGCUGUAUAUAAACCCCAAUCAUUCAAAACGUCAGUUCUGUACGGUCACUGCUAAGUUUAGAGCCGCCAUCUUAAAUGGUUCGUACAUUAGCGGCUCAAUAGGGGAAUGAUAAAUGUUAUGAACAAGACGGAAAAUUUAUAAGGACAUAAUCCAUAUCCUAGUAAUUCUACCAAUACAAUACAUGCGAAAGUUUGUGUGGAUGUAUGUAUGUGUGUGUGUGUGUGUGUGUGUGUGUGUGUAUGUAUGUGUGUGUGUGUAUGUAUGUAUGUGUGUGUAUGUAUGUAUGUUUCUUCUAUACUCUUUCACGCAAAGUCUACCAAUGGAUUGUAAUGAGAUUUGGUAUCUACAACUGAAAUAACAUAGGGUGCCUUUUAUCCCGAAACUCCUACGAGAGCAAAGUCCCGGGGCGCAGCGAAUAUGAUAAAUGCGAAGCUCGUGAGGAUGAUGUUUGUUACUAUACUUUCACGCAAAAUUUAUUGGACGAAUUACUGUGAAAUUUGGUGCACAGGUAGAAUAUAACCUAACACCUGUGUUAAAUAAAUAAAUAUACCCUGGUAUAUUUAUCCCGAAAUUCCCACGAGAGUGAAGCCCCGGGGCGCAGCUAGUACUACAUAUUUGCAAUAAAUAUGGAGAUAACAUUUUUAGAAGUUAAUAUCCUUAUACUCAUUAUUCACCAUUUCGAUCUUGAUGUUAGUUUUAAUGUUAAGUGCGCAUAUCAGGCACUACUAUAUACUUACAAUGGUGGUACUACAUAUGUAAUCAAUAUUGACGAAAGGUCAACAUUUUGUCUCUCUUUUUGAAUCUCUGAAUGUUGUUCGAUAUAGUAAAUUAAAAUGAAAAAUAUUUAAAAAUUCAAA
Messenger RNA from Plodia interpunctella (Indianmeal moth), 3621 nucleotides. RefSeq lists its product as uncharacterized. Bases 214 to 1494 code for a protein of 426 amino acids. The record is from RefSeq and is a predicted model, not a curated record. Lineage: Eukaryota; Metazoa; Arthropoda; Insecta; Lepidoptera; Pyralidae. Gene Ontology annotation, molecular function: metal ion binding; acid phosphatase activity. The transcript is spliced from 10 exons.